This is a messenger RNA of Pieris rapae (cabbage white), 6380 nucleotides long. RefSeq names its product tetratricopeptide repeat protein 39A. Lineage: Eukaryota; Metazoa; Arthropoda; Insecta; Lepidoptera; Pieridae. The transcript has 18 exons. The record is from RefSeq and is a predicted model, not a curated record. Gene Ontology annotation, molecular function: protein binding. The coding region runs from base 588 to 2825 and encodes 745 amino acids.
GUCCUUAUUACUUCAGCACCUUCGCGAGAAAGUUUUGUUUUGAUAAGUUUCAAAAGUUUGGUUUUAUUUAGUUCUCUUGCUGAGCUGGCGCAUUUAGUUAGUGAUUAAUGUGAGUUAAAAAUAUAUUGUGAGUAAAUGUGCCAUUUAAUUGUACUACUGAAUGGACUUACAUAAUAUGCAGUAAUACAGUAUUUUAGAAACAUCAGACUUUAUUUUAAUUUAAAUUAUUUGGAAUUGUUUUUACUUCGCAGCUGCUUUUCAGUGAUUGGUGAACCACGAGGGCAGCACGUCACAGAUCGUCAAAGAAGCUACCGGUGAAAUAAUUUUUAAUCAGAAAUAAUUGUGGAACUGCGCAGUUAAUAUUUAAAAAAAAAAAUGGUCCGAAAUCUGCUAUAUAAGUUAGGGCGGCAAAGGGGCGGCUAUAGUUAAACGUGGGCGGGCGGAGGCUACCCGGCUACAACAGGCUCAGGAGGCUGCACUAUCUAGCUGGCGACCGUGGCAGAAGCACGCAUUUUGAACGCCGCGGCAACUUAACGCUGCCUCGGUGUCGGCUUCGCGCCAGCCAUCGCCUCUCCCCAGGAGAGGCGAUGGCGCUCCACGAGCCGCCGAUGGCGACGCCAGCUGCGCCUGAGAUUCAGCGUAAAGCCCCAAUCGUCGUUCAGGAAACUGACCUCGAUGACGAAAUCGAGGAGUUCGAAGACGCAGAGGAACCAUCUAUGACACUAAAGCGGGCGCUAGCAGAUUGCGAAAGAGCCUUAGACAAAUUCUUCUCUAAUGACGUGGAAGCCGCUAUGAAGAUCAUGGAACCCUGGAAAAAAGUAUCGCUAUAUCACAGUCACGGGGCGGCGAUAUUUAAAUUCAUUCCGGCGAUGCUCACAAUGGACCCUUACCAAGUUCAGUUAGCUUCAAACGCCAUCGAGGAAACAUUUGAAAUAUGUGAUGGACAACGAAGGUGUUUCUCCGUAGCUGAAAGCUUUGGAGCUUUUCUUAAAAAGCACAAUUAUGAAAUAUACUCGGAAGCUCAGGCGCAUGCUGAAUUAAUUCGAGCAGAAGCGCUGCUGGUACAGGCCUGUCUCCUUGUAGUAGAUGGGGAGGAUCUCGCAGGCAUAGUACGUGCAACGUUACGCAUCAAGAAUUCACAUGAUUGUUAUAAGCACUGCUUGAAAAUAUUGAACAAGAAAAGAAUGUGGGAAGAUGGGAAGUCACGUGAACACUUCGAGAGCGGAGUUAGAAUGGGCGUUGCAACAUUUAACGUCAUGAUUUCGAUGUUGCCGCCCAAACUCAUCGCCAUACUCGAGUUCGUUGGCUUCUCAGGAGACAAGGAACACGGCCUUCGAGAAUUGCUCAUUGGAGCUAAUAAUCCAGGCCUCCGCUCCGUGUUAUGCACCCUGACGCUACUAAUGCACAACCUGGUCAUCGGCCAGUUUGCUGCCAUCCCUCCAGACUACGACCUUGCCCGGAAACUUAUCGACGAGAACCUCGCGAAGUAUCCGGACAGCGCGUGGUUCCUAAUGUUCAAAGCCCGCCUCGAGCUUUUAUUAGGUAAACCCGCGCUGGCUGUUGAAAUAUACGAAAAAGCAGCUCAAGCCAAAGGUCUAUGGCCCCAACUGAUACACUUAGCAUUUUGGGAGUGUAUGUGGGCUCACGCUAUGUUGGGAGAGUGGGAUAAAUGCGCAUUUUAUGCGUCCCGGCUCCUUGAAGACAGUGUAUGGUCGCGUACACUAUACGCGUACGUGCUACUCGCCGCUUCCCUCCAAAAGGAAACUCCACCUGACAGUGCAUGGAUUGAACAGCUCAUACAAUCAGCCACAAACUACAAGCAACGGAUCCUAGGCAGAUCAGUGCCAGUGGAGAAAUUCGCUCUACGCCGUUGUGAGCGAUUGCGCGCUCGAGGCCUACUAGUCCUGCCUUGUAUUGAGUUGCUCUGUCUGUGGAAUAUGUUUCCCGCUAUUGCAAAAGACCAAAAGCUGGCCGACAAUCUCCUUAAGGUCAUCGAGGACGAAUACAACAUGAUAGAAAAGACCAUCCUUGACUACAUAAAGGAAACUCGGUCUGCAAGCGCCAAGAAAACUUUGGAGGCGAAUGGCGGGAAAUUGAAGUAUGACGCUGAUGACUUCAACCUGAUUCGGUUUUUGCGAGGAGCAAUGCUUCUGGCUAUGGGCUUCCCACGACUUGCCCUUGAGUACUUUGACGCUGUCAUCAAGGACAAGGAGAAAAUUAAGGAGAACACCCACCUUAUACCGUACACGCUUGUUGAAACGGCGACUUGCCACUACAGCCUUGGAGACACCGACUUGGCUUUGCAAUUACUAGCCGAGGCGAGGAAAAAGUCUGGGUACCCUCUCGAGUCGAGACUGCAGUUCCGCAUCCACGCGAAAACGGAAAUGAUUCGGAAUCAGCUAGAGCCCAGAAAAACUAAUGCAGCCUCAAACGCGACGGCGCGAACAAAACUCGACACGCCCGCUACUUUGGGGACACAAGGAAAUCUGGUGAUGACCACUCCGCCUCUACCCGUCCCGGAAAAAGAGGAUGAAGACGAUGAUAAGAAGAAGAAGGGAAAGGGUAAAGACAAGGGCAAGGGUAAAGACAAGGACAAGAAGGACAAGAAAGAAGAUAAAAAAAAAUCGGCGAAAACUGUUAGCAAAGUUGAAACCGUCGUGAAUAUCGAGGGUGAAGUUAGCGUCUUACCUCGCCCGGCUUCGCCGGUGGCUGGCACGUCCAAAAUGGAUACGAUGAUAACAACCGAGGGUGUGGUGUUAGUUCAGCCCCGUUCUGGCGACGUGCCUCUGAGCAUGUCACCUCCGAAGAACGAUCGCAGCAAGUGACGAACGGCUUCAUGCGCGGACGCCGCGUAUAGCCGGUCAAACUUUAAAAUCUGGCGAUACUUCAUCUGCCCAGCUUUUCUACCAGCUACUGAAAUGCCGCACGAGCAACACGAUUAAGCAUGUGCUGACCGUCUAAAAUUGAUUUAAAAAAAAACUCGUGCUAAUUCCGAUAGGACCUGUUGAUAUGUGAAUUUUUAAACUGAAUAACGCAGUUGUUAAAAAUGUGAUCGAAGAGUUGGUUUGAAUUAGCACAUCACGACCCGGACCUGACCAUUGGACUAUUUACAAAUGGAGACUACUUCAUUUACAGGCAACUGAGCUGUCGCUCUCAAAGUUGUAAAACUAUUUUGUAUUGCCAUGAUAUGCGACAUUCCUAAUCAAUAUAUAUAUAUAUGUCAAAUGUUAAUAAAUAUUUUGUAUUUAUAUUGUAAAACGUUAAAAAUGAAAUUUUUAAAGAGAAUUAUAUAUUUGUAUAUAUGUUUUGGAUGUGAAGGUUUCAUGGAGUUUUGAUAAAAUUAUAAUUGUAUUGAAUAUUUACUUCCGUUUACGGUAUACGUAGAAAUCUUGAAUUUUGACCUUUCAAAGGUGUAUACGCUAUAAAAUCAGCUUUCCAUAUGUCAACGAACAAUUGUUAGUGUCUCUAACGAACUUUCCAUAUAGAUUACUGUGUAGCUCAAUUAUUUAUACACUCAUAUAGAUAAGGUUUUUGUAUGAAAUGUUUUGUAUAAGAAGCGUAAGAUGGUGUAUAUCACGAAUAAUCAAAGAUGUGGAAUCCCGGAGACAGGGCUUUUAUAAUCUAUAAAAUAGUUUCCAGGAAAUAUUUUGUCACAACCGUGUGCGAUUGAAUUCAUCCAUUCAUGUAAAAAAAUCAACCAUGCAUCAUCAUUAGAGAGGAAAUAGAGCAGAAUGGCGUUAAGCUAAUUGAAACUUCACUUCGAACGAUCAAACUUUUUUAAAGUAGUUUAUUUUAAAUGUUAUGCAGACUUUUGUAGUCAUCACUUUUAAUUGCAAUAAAAUACUGUAGUCUGCACUUACAAAGUAAAACUUAUUGUAGCAGUUAAAUAACGUUUAAAACUGUCAUAAAAUUAUUAACCUAUAAAUUAAUAAUGAAAAUUUGAUAAAUAGAAUAUUAAAACAGAUUUCCCUAUACCUCUAACGCUGGAAGCGUUUCCUCGCUGUACUGCGAAGCUUUUUCGAUGAGCGACGAAAGCUCCAACUCUGGGGUCAUCGGUAAUAUGACGCGCCAACUCAGUCUCUACUCCAAAAGGGACGAAAUGAAAGUCGGAGGAAAUUAUUCAUUUGUUUUACUUUUAUAAAUAAUAUACUAUAGUCAGAAUGAUUGAAGUAUUUCCGAACAGUUUGCUUGACGCUCAUCUGCUUGAUUUCUUCAAUGUAGGCCUCACUUUUUUAAACGUCCAUAAACAUUGGGUGAUAGUUAUGAUUGAAACUAAAAUGUGAUGAACGAUUAAGGUAGGUUUUUCUAUAUUUAUACAUUAUAUUUAAUAUACUAUACUGUCGGUACUUUUUAUAACAUUAAUCAUUCACAAUCAUAAAACAUUUUAGAAACUUAUAGUAUCUGGAAUAUAAUUGAACUGAUGUUAAAAUGAAUACCCCAUGUUCUAGUAGAAAAUGUAUUUUUCAUAUAAAGAAUAUUUCUAUGUCAAAUGUUUCUAGUAGAACUAUGAUUGGUCUAUCUAUUUUAUUUUGUCUAUUGGCUGAAAAAGGACAAUCGGUGAUUAGGAAGAAUCGAGUGUGCAUGUAAUGCGUAGUUUAUAAAAAAAUAGUUUAUAUUAUUUAUGUUUCAACAUGCAUGGGACUCAAACGACCAAGUAAAAAAUAAAUAUAACCUAUUGCUGUUAUUAAAUUUUUAGUACAAGAAAUACACAAUAUACUUAAACAUUUGAAAAUCAACGGUCGCACUGGCAUGCGGCAAGGGAUAUUAGGACGAAGUGUUAAAAAAACAAUUAAAACACGACUCAAUUCUAAACAAAGCUUGAUAAAUUUCAUUUUAAAAUGCAGCAUCAUAUUUGCCGAAGUUUUAUGUUGUAAAUUAACUUAAAUUUACCGACAUACCGACACGAAUCUUAUAGUAUGCAACAGGUAAUAUAAAGGAAUUGUUGAGAGCGAGCGAUGCCUCGCGAAUGCUUUGCGAUUUUAAUCCUUUUUUACUUAACCUUAGAGCUCCAAAGCGUGGCAUACACUUUAUCCCGAAUCUGAUAAUAAUUGUAAAUGUCCAACGCAAUCUCCCCGCUCGUAGAAUUUUUCAAUACGAAAUUUGUAUGGUCGCAUUUGCAUUUAAAACAACUUACGAAAUAAGAUUGGGUACGUUUUGGAUAAAUUUACUGUAAACCCUUAUUGAGUUUUUAAGAAUGGGUAUUAAUGGUUCGACCAGUUCCUUUUAUAUAAGUACAUAAAUUUAUACCUUUGAUGUAAAUAUUGGACAGAAGAAUGGUAACGAACGAAUUUGUUAAAGAUGGCCGAGCCGACUUUGUAAAUUAGGAAGGAUAUUCGUAUUGUAUGGCAUUUAAAAUGUCAAUAAAGAUAUGAAUGCCUAAAAUUCUGUUAUAUUUAUAGAGAACAUGUAUAUUGGCUUUGGAUGUAGAUAUGAAUGUGAUAAUCACAUAUAGAAUAUAUUCCUGUUAAUAUAUUAGAUUUUUAUAGAUGUUUCAUACAUAUAAGAAAUUUAAAUCAUGUUAGUGCUUGAAAUAAAGUAUUAUAGAACUUGAAACCCUUCGCAAACAUUAAUAACGUUUAAUUAAUGUUUUUCCAAAAAUUCAUUUAUAAUAAAGCUGUUCACAAACAAUUGUAGAAAAUAAUCAUUUUUAUAGGUUCAUAUGUAUUGUAUAUUCAAUGGUCAAACAUUUAUAAAAUUGUUAAGUUUAAUUAAUUUAAAUUCUUUGUAGUACUCUGCAUAUGUUUUAUAUAUUGAUAUGGUACUUUAAUAUUGACAGGCCCUGUGGCACCGUAUUAUUUGUGAUUCCCGGCAAACUAAUUGGUUAUGAUUGAAAAGUAUAGAGAUAGGGCUCCGACCGAGGAAAAUCACUGUCGCCGGAAAUGUUAGAAUGGUUUUAGUUUUCCCCUUACAUUUGUCGGGAAUCAACUUUUGUCGCUAAUUAGUGGACUUUAAAGACGUGUAUAUAUGUAUAUUUCUAAUAUUCGUGUUAAGUAAUUAGCUCAAUAAAAAUGUUAUGUCAAUUUAUGUGAAUAUAGUUGAUUUAGGGUCUGUUUUACAAUGUCCGGAUAAGUUUUAAAGAAGCCAUUUAUUACUUAUUGUAUAUAAACAGUAUUUUUGGGUUUCACGUCUGUCAGAUAGCGCUAUUCGUCAUGAAACGCGAAGUAUCUUUCGGAAUUUUGAUAUUUCGAAUAAUUUAUGUGUGGCAUAGCUAAUUGGUACUUUAUCCAUGCAUUAUGAAACAGGCCCUUAAUGUUAUUACAUAAAUUUUGUUGAACAUUACCGUUUGUUUAUUACGAAGCAUAUAAAGCUUAUUUUUUUAUCUAUUUUGUUAUUUACAGCUAUUUUUGUGUAUUGUAGUGAAUAAAUAUGUUGUACAGAAA